AUGGUCCCACCAUCAUAUGCUGAUCUUGGAAAGGCUGCUAGAGAUCUUUUUAACAAAGGACAUUAUGUCGGAAACCUUAAAGUUGAUAUAACUAAUAAGUCUGGAUAUGAUAAAGAGUAUGAAUCUAAAAUUUGUGCUUCUCACGAUCUUACAUCUGAAACUUUGGUAGGAAACUUUGACUGGAAAUGGAAACUUCCAGAACAAAAGAUUACUUUUACUGAAAAAAUUACUUCUAAAAACACAUUAACAAGUGUUGUUGAGAUUGUUGAUUUACUUGCUAAAGGAUCCAAGGUUACUUUAGAAGGUGGUUUCAAUUUAAAGAAUAACUCACGUAGUGCUAACAUGAAGACCGAAUUUGCUAAACCAAAUUUCAAAUUUAACUCAAAUGUUUCUCUUCUUGGAAAUCCAGUUCUUGACGCAUCUGCUGUCUAUGAUUUACAAAAUACUCUUGUUGGUGUUCAAACUAUUUUUGAUCUUGGAAAUAGCCAAGUAAAAUCUACUAAUGUUACUCUUUCUAAAGUUACUCCAGAUUUUGCUUUAACUGCUUUCUUUAAUAAUGGAAGUGUUGCUGGAGCUUCUAUUUUCCAAAAAGCUUCACCAACACUUGAUUUAGGAGUUCAAGUCAGUUAUAAAUUUGGAGAAGGAAAUACCACUUAUGGACUUGCUGCUAAAUAUGAUGUUGCUUCAGAUCUUACAUUGAAAGGAAAAGUCAACAAUGCUUCCGAUGUUGUUCUUUCUGCUACUCAAAGACUUAGCAAGGAACUUGCUGUUACCGGUUCUACUCAAUUUUCUCUUCUUUCUUCUAAGAAUGGAGAAAACAAACUUGGUUUUGGAAUUGAAUACAGUAUCUAA
Molecule: messenger RNA, 852 nt
Organism: Strongyloides ratti
Lineage: Eukaryota; Metazoa; Nematoda; Chromadorea; Rhabditida; Strongyloididae
Product: Porin, eukaryotic type family and Porin domain and Eukaryotic porin/Tom40 family-containing protein
Exons: 2
Coding region: 1-852 (283 amino acids)
Biological process (GO): monoatomic anion transmembrane transport
Cellular component (GO): mitochondrial outer membrane
Molecular function (GO): voltage-gated monoatomic anion channel activity
Source: RefSeq, a predicted model, not a curated record